This is a messenger RNA of Labrus mixtus (cuckoo wrasse), 2521 nucleotides long. RefSeq names its product pseudouridine synthase 7 (gene pus7). The record is from RefSeq and is a predicted model, not a curated record. Gene Ontology annotation, biological process: pseudouridine synthesis. The transcript has 18 exons. Gene Ontology annotation, cellular component: nucleus. Bases 220 to 2133 code for a protein of 637 amino acids. Gene Ontology annotation, molecular function: RNA binding; pseudouridine synthase activity. NCBI's taxonomy places the organism in Eukaryota, Metazoa, Chordata, Actinopteri, Labriformes, Labridae.
AGUACUUCAUGGCAAUCUGUUUCCGGAACUCACUAAACACACAUACACACACACGUGUGAGUAAAGCUGGCAUUACACGCUGUUGGUACUCUUCUGAAUCUCACAAGACAUAGAGCCAGUUUCAAGCUUCGAUUCCUAAGGAAGUGUCUGCAAGUGUUUGGCAACUGGGAGACAAGGAGUGUUAACCACAUCCACAGCUCUCUUCAUCAGUUGGUCCUGAUGGCUGACCCAGAGCCCGUGCCGGUUCCUGCUCAGGUCAGAGAAAAGAGGGGCUGUCCUGAAGAUGAAGACAAAGAAACACCGUCAAAGAAACUCAGAGUUGAGAAGGAUAACAAGAAUGGAGGCCCUCCCCACCCAGACGAGGAGGAAGAGCCUGAGGGCGGAGCCAGUGAUGGAGAAGAGCAGGGUGAGACCUUUGCUGAUAUGAUGAAGCAUGGACUCACUGAACUGGAUGUAGGCAUCCUCAAGUAUGUCAGUGACCAUGAGGGCUUCUCAGGAAUCCUGAAGGAAAGAUAUUCUGAUUUUGUGGUACAUGAAAUCAACAAACAAGGCAAGAUAGUGCAUUUAGAUGACCUCUCCAUCCCUGCAGAGGCUGAAGAAGUCCCAGAGGUUGAAGAGCAGCCAAAAGACUAUGAUGUGCUGACAGAAGAGCAGAAGAAGCAGCUUGGGGAGCUUCAGCUCUUCAAGAAUAAGGAGACUGAAGUCUCUAUCGAGGUGGUCGACGAUACAAAGGAGAAGCGUACGCUGGUCCACAAAGCCAUCAAGACUCAGUUUCCUGGUCUGGAGACGAAGACAGAAGAGAAGGAAGGACGCAAGUUCAUAGUGGCGUACCAUGCUGCUGGGAAGAAAGCUCUGGCAGAGGUCAAAGCAACUACAGCUCCAAGGAAACACUUCUGGCCUAAAAAACGUGGCAGUUUCUGCCACUUUGCCCUGUACAAAGAGAACAAGGACACCAUGGACGCUAUCAAUGUGCUGUCAAAGUUCCUCAGGCUUAGGCCCAACAUGUUUUCGUACAUGGGAACCAAGGACAAGAGAGCCAUCACCGUGCAGGAGAUAGCAGUGCUCAAGAUCACAGCAGAGAGGUUGGCUCACCUCAACAAGUGCCUCAUGAACCUCAAGCUGGGAAACUUUUGCUACAAAAACCACCCUCUAAAGCUGGGGGAGCUGCAGGGGAACCACUUCACCAUAGUCAUCAGGAACAUCUCAGGUACAGAUGAGCAGGUCCAACAGGCCCUGACAUCCCUCAGGCAGACAGGAUUUAUUAACUACUACGGCAUGCAGCGAUUUGGCACCACAGCUGUUCCUACACAACAGGUUGGCAGGGCGAUCUUGAGAAAUGACUGGAAGGAGGUGGUGGAUUUAAUUCUGAAGCCUCGUCCAGGAGCGGAGAAAGAAUUCCUGGUGCGCUGCAGGGAGGAGUGGGCGAAGACUCAGGACCCCGAGGCAGCCCUGAAAAAGCUGCCCAACAAGCGCUGUGUGGAGGGGCAGCUGCUGAGAGGCCUGUCCAUGUACGGCAAGAAGGAUAUCGUCACUGCUUUUGGACUGAUCCCUCGUAACAACCGUCUGAUGUACAUCCACAGCUACCAGAGCGUGGUGUGGAACACCAUGGUGAGCCGCAGAAUCGAAGCCUUCGGCCUCAAGGCUGUGGAGGGAGACCUGAUGCUCAAAGGAACCGCAGCACACGUGCUGUCUGCAGAGGAGGCUGAGAGUCACUCCAUCCAUGACAUUGUGAUGCCACUUCCUGGGUUUGAUGUCAUCUACCCUACACAUCAUGUGGGUAAAGGGUACAGAGAGCUGCUCACUGCAGACGGUUUGGACAUCGACAACAUGAGACACAAAGUGAAGGACUACUCCCUGGCCGGAGCCUACAGACGAGUCCUCAUCAGACCCAGUGAUGUCAGCUGGGAGGUAAUUCAGUACGACGACCCGAAGAUCUCUCUGGUGCAUAGCGAUUUUGAGAAACUGGAGAAUAAACCUGCCCCUGUCUUCAACACAGAGGGGAAGUAUCGAGCUCUGCGGAUGGAGUUCUCCCUUCCUCCCUCCACCUACGCGACCAUGGCAAUCAGAGAGGUCCUGAAGCUGGACACGAGCAUCAAGAAACAAACACAGCUCAACACAACCUGGUUCAACUGACACCUCCAACACAUUCUGGUGUCUAACAGAGUGCUGCUGCAGGCUGUGUCGCGCCUGUGUCCACUGUGGCUACUUACUGUUGUGAGUGUUUAGUGUGUUGCUGUAGGUGUGUGUUUGUGCGAGAGAGCAGUUUCGGUUCUGUGUGAACCAAAAAUCAUUUCUUUGAAGUACAAAGAGCAACGAUUGACUAUUACUGAACUUUUUCUUUUUAUGUUUUAAUGCUUUUACCUGCUCUUAUGUAUUUUUAUGCUGCAAUGACUCACUCAGCAUAUUUUGUCAAUGAUUUAAGUCAGUGGUUCCCAAACCUUUUCUUCCAUCCCCCCCUUUGACAGAUGAAAAUAGUUUCAAGCCGGCCCCCCACCCCCACCCCUCACCAUACACAUCAACA